CUAUAGAGUUGGAACUCAAAAACCCUAGAAAUUGUAAAUCGUCGCCGUCGAGAGCAUCCAUGGGUCGUGUCAUCAGAGCUCAACGUAAGGGAGCGGGUUCCGUCUUCAAAUCCCACACCCACCACCGCAAAGGUCCGGCUAAGUUCCGCAGUCUCGAUUUCGGCGAGCGAAAUGGUUACCUCAAGGGCGUCGUGACGGAGAUCAUCCACGACCCUGGCCGUGGUGCGCCUCUUGCUCGCGUCACUUUCCGUCAUCCUUUCCGUUUCAAGAAGCAGAAGGAGCUCUUCGUCGCCGCCGAAGGUAUGUACACCGGUCAGUUCCUGUACUGCGGUAAGAAAGCUACUCUCGUCGUCGGAAAUGUUCUCCCUCUUAGAUCUAUUCCUGAAGGAGCUGUCGUCUGCAACGUUGAGCAUCACGUUGGUGAUCGUGGUGUCCUUGCUAGAGCCUCUGGUGAUUACGCCAUUGUUAUCGCUCACAACCCUGACAACGACACUACUAGGAUUAAGUUGCCGUCUGGUUCCAAGAAGAUUGUCCCAAGUGGAUGCAGGGCUAUGAUUGGUCAAGUUGCUGGAGGUGGAAGAACCGAGAAGCCAAUGCUCAAGGCAGGAAACGCUUACCACAAGUACCGCGUGAAGAGGAACUCAUGGCCUAAGGUUCGUGGUGUGGCUAUGAAUCCAGUUGAGCAUCCUCAUGGAGGAGGUAACCAUCAGCACAUUGGUCACGCCAGUACGGUUAGGCGUGAUGCACCUCCUGGACAGAAGGUUGGUCUUAUUGCUGCAAGGAGGACUGGUCGUCUCAGAGGUCAAGCUGCUGCUUCAGCUGCCAAGGCCGACUAGAGAGUUAAAACAUAAACUUCUGUUUCUCAGUUUUCUAUGUUUCAAGUUUUGUUGUCUGUGUUUCCGUUUGAACCAUGUUCUGAAAUCUUAAAAGAUUUUUAUGAUAACUUUAAUCUCCUCUCUCUAAA
Capsella rubella is the source of this 964-nucleotide messenger RNA. Its product is annotated as 60S ribosomal protein L8-1. The record is from RefSeq and is a predicted model, not a curated record. Gene Ontology annotation, biological process: cytoplasmic translation. Gene Ontology annotation, molecular function: structural constituent of ribosome; RNA binding. Bases 60 to 836 code for a protein of 258 amino acids. Gene Ontology annotation, cellular component: cytosolic large ribosomal subunit; ribosome. Lineage: Eukaryota; Viridiplantae; Streptophyta; Magnoliopsida; Brassicales; Brassicaceae. The transcript is spliced from 2 exons.